Messenger RNA from Phragmites australis (common reed), 1433 nucleotides. Its product is annotated as galactinol synthase 2-like. The coding region runs from base 125 to 1120 and encodes 331 amino acids. The transcript has 4 exons. Gene Ontology annotation, molecular function: glycosyltransferase activity. NCBI's taxonomy places the organism in Eukaryota, Viridiplantae, Streptophyta, Magnoliopsida, Poales, Poaceae. The record is from RefSeq and is a predicted model, not a curated record.
AACCCACUGCGGAAACCCCAAGCUCAAGCUCAAGCAAAACAGCCUUCAAAUCCUAGGCACAGCUCAUUCUUAGCCCGAAACCCGAAGCUCCUCCGACGAGAUUGCUCCCGAGCUGGCCGGCAAGAUGACCGCCAAGGCGGCCGCCGCCGCGGUGAAGCCCGCGACGAGAGCGUACGUGACGUUCCUGGCGGGCGACGGGGACUACUGGAAGGGCGUGGUGGGGCUGGCCAAGGGCCUGCGCAAGGCCGGCUCGGCCUACCCGCUGGUGGUGGCCGCGCUGCCCGACGUGCCGGAGUCCCACCGCCGCAUUCUCAUCUCCCAGGGCUGCAUCGUCCGCGAGAUCGAGCCGGUGUACCCUCCCGAGAACCAGACGCAGUUUGCCAUGGCGUACUACGUCAUCAACUACUCCAAGCUCCGCAUCUGGGAGUUCGUGGAGUACGAGAGGAUGGUGUACCUGGACGCGGACAUCCAGGUGUACGAGAACAUCGACGAGCUGUUCGAGCUGGAGAAGGGGCACUUCUACGCGGUGAUGGACUGCUUCUGCGAGAAGACGUGGAGCCACACCCCGCAGUACAAGAUCGGCUACUGUCAGCAGUGUCCCGACAAGGUGGCAUGGCCCACCGCCGAGCUCGGCCCGCCGCCGUCUCUCUACUUCAACGCCGGCAUGUUCGUGCACGAGCCCAGCAUGGCCACUGCCAAGGCCCUGCUCGAUAUCCUCCGCGUGACUCCACCCACCCCCUUCGCAGAGCAGGAUUUCCUGAACAAGUUCUUCAGGGACCAGUACAAGCCGAUCCCGCUUGUGUACAACCUUGUUCUGGCCAUGCUAUGGAGGCAUCCCGAGAACGUGCAGCUCGAGAAGGUCAAGGUUGUGCACUACUGCGCAGCGGGAUCGAAGCCGUGGAGGUACACCGGCAAGGAGGCGAACAUGGACAGGGAGGACAUCAAGAUGCUGGUCAAGAAGUGGUGGGACAUCUACAACGACGAGACCCUCAACUUCACGGGCCUCCCCGUCGUGCCAGCCGACGCCGACGAGAUCGAGGCGGUGGCCAAGAAGCCGCUACGCGCGGCGCUGGCGGAGGCCGGUACGGUCAAGUACGUCACCGCGCCCUCGGCCGCGUGAACCCGUUCUGGCGUCCCUCCAGUGGCCGUGCGUGCUGCAGUCGCUGCUGCUACGGUGGCCGUGCCGGCGUGGUCAUCAAAACAUAAAAAUCUCACUAUAAGACCUUAAUUUGUAUUUUGGUUUUUUGAGUGAUUAGGGUGUCUAAUUUGCUAUCAGUUCUGUUCGCUCAGUGUUGAGUGUACAUUUGAAGUGUAAGGGUUGAUCUGAAUGGGAUUUCUGUGAAUACCCCCUUGGGUCGGCUAGAGUAUUUGUGAUGUAUGAAUGAAUUACCUGUAUUUUGGUAUAAAUGAUAAAUCAAUAGGAAUUUGCAAAA